This is a messenger RNA of Mycotypha africana, 2445 nucleotides long. RefSeq names its product Oxysterol-binding protein-domain-containing protein. Gene Ontology annotation, cellular component: perinuclear endoplasmic reticulum; plasma membrane; cytosol. Gene Ontology annotation, biological process: ER to Golgi ceramide transport; exocytosis; endocytosis. Lineage: Eukaryota; Fungi; Mucoromycota; Mucoromycetes; Mucorales; Mycotyphaceae. Bases 1 to 2445 code for a protein of 814 amino acids. Gene Ontology annotation, molecular function: sterol binding. The transcript is spliced from 2 exons. The record is from RefSeq and is a predicted model, not a curated record.
AUGGACGAGAUCAUUCCUAUUGAGCAUAGUCAAUCAGCUGAUCAAAAAGUAGAAGGUUGCUAUAUAGUAGAGGAGCCUGGCAACUAUGUCCUUGUUUUUGACAACACAUUUUCUAGAAAUACACCGAAAAAGCUAACAUUCGCUGUAACUUUAUGCGAUCCACCGCCACCUGAAGUGAUAGCAGCGGUAACUGAAAGAAGAAAGAGUUCGAUUGUUUCCUUAACAGCAGCAACCACUACCGCUGCCGCUGGCAAUAAUAACAGUAACCUCACUAAUAGUUGUAAUAGUAAUAGUGUAAUUUCGGGAUGGUUACUGAAAAAAAGACGGAAGAAAAUGCAAGGCUAUGCCAAAAGAUGGUUUAGUCUAUCACACACAGGCGCAUUAUCUUACUCCACUGCCGUGAAUUCCGUCAGUAGGGGAUCAAUUCAAAUUUUGGUUUCAACAAUAUCUUACACACCCAAUCUUCGACAAAUCAACAUUGAUUCGGGUACUAUGAUCUACCAUCUAAAAGCAAUGACAGAAACAGACUAUCAUGAAUGGCAAAGAGCCUUUACAAAUGUACGUAAAACUCAUGGAUUCAAUUCAGCAGUAGGAGGAUCGAAUGGUGCAUCGGUUAGCAGUCCUUAUGAGGGAUUGCAUAACGAUCAACACCCCACUCGAAUAUUGCAGCAACGUAUUUCAUCCUCCCUAAGUCAUAAUCAGCAUUUACUAUUGAGAGCAGAAAUAGAACAAGGCGUUGAAACAUCACAAGCUAACAAAAGUAACAUGGAGGCACUUGUCAAUACUAUUGAACAGCUAAAACAAGUAUUGAUCAGUAAUGAUUUGAAAUCAAUACAAGGCAUCAUAGACCAGUUUGAUAGGCAGAAACUUCAGUUAUCCUCAACGAUGAGCGAGCAACUGUCGCAAUGGAAGAACGUUCAAAAUUAUUAUACCCAGCAUCGAUCUUUAUCGUCUUCCGGUUCAAGGACACCUAUUCUUGACUCAAGGGAGGAUGAUCUGCUAUACGAGCGCUCCGCUAUGAAUCGAUCAUCCAGUCUUUAUUCUUCAGACCAACAAUAUUACGAUGCGGAAGAUAUUAUUUUAUCCGAUAUGGAUGAAGAAAGUAUGUCAACACCAACGCAACCUUCAGCAGUAAACACGAACGAGGAUAUGUGUGGUAUCAGUCGCGAUGAUGAUGAGUAUGGUGACGAUGACGAUGACGAUGACGACGAAGAUGAUGAUACCGUUUCCUCAAGCCUUACUACUACAAGUGAUGGUGGUUUGAGCCAUCUAUCAUCUCAACAAUUUGUGACCCGUCGGGCCAAAUUACCUUCGCCUGCUAUGGCUGAUCCAGAAUCCACUCUUUCUGUUUUCAGAAAGAACAUUGGUAAAGAUCUAUCGACGAUUGCCAUGCCUGUCAGUAUGAAUGAACCACUCAACAUGUUACAAAAAGCCUGCGAAGAGCUUGAAUACUGUGAAUUGAUUGAUAAAGCUGCUACAUUCAGCAACCCUUUGGACCGCCUCAUGUAUAUUACUGUCUAUGUUAUUUCUACAUAUGCUUCUAGUCAAUAUCGUACAGGUCGCAAACCCUUCAAUCCAAUGAUGACCGAAACGUAUGAAAAUAUUCGUCCAGACAAAGGAUUCCGCUUCGUCUCUGAAAAAGUGUCGCAUAAUCCUCUUAUCAUUGCUGCCCAUGCUGAAUCCAGGAACUAUACAUAUUGGCAGUCUACACAAAUCAAAAGUAAAUUCUGGGGUAAAUCCAUGGAGUUCAUGACAGAGGGUACUUUCCAUAUCACAUUGAAAAACCACGAUGAUCACUACACUUUUUUCAAACCUUCUAGUUGGAUGAAGAAUAUGAUUGCUGGUGAGAAAUACUUGGAGCAUUCGGGUGAAUGUAAGGUAAUGAAUCAUACGACGGGUGAUACAGCUGUUAUUGUGUUUAAAGAAGGAUCGGGCGGCGGACUGUUUGGUGCCCCAACGAAGCGAAAUGAUGUGAUAGCCACAUUGUAUAACAAAGCAGGGGGAAAAGUAAAGAGAUUAACCGGUAAAUGGAGCGAAGCAAUUGCAGAGGAAGUAGGCAUGGAUAAGAAUAAACUGAAUGUGUUGUGGACGGCGAAACCACCUCAAGUGGCGAAUUAUGACAAAUUCUUUGGAUUUACAAAGUUCGCAACUGAACUGAAUGAAAUAACUGAAAUAGAACAAGGAAAAUUGCCUAUUACUGAUACCCGAUUGAGACCUGAUCAACGGCUUUACGAAGAAGGGUUAGUCGAUGAAGCUGAUAAUGAAAAGUUACGGAUCGAGCAACAACAGAGAGAACGACGCAAGAAAUUCGAAAUGGCAGGUCAACAAUGGAAACCAAGAUGGUUCACACUUACAGACAACGAACAAGAAUGGUCAUACGCUGGAGAAUAUUGGCCCACGAGAGAGUCCGGUCAAUGGCCCAAGGAUCAAUUUCCUUUAUGGUAA